AUGAAGUAUAAUAAGUCAAGGAUAAUUUGGUCAUUUUGUGUAAAGGUUUGGGGCCAAUCCCUUAUUUCUUCAAAACCAGCCAACAACCACAACACACCAACCAGUGUGAUAUCCAUGGCGCAGUUGUCGCUACCAAUUUUCGUCUUCUGUGCGGUUGUCAUCGUGGUUACAGGUUCCACCUUUGAUGAGUCAAAUGUUAUUCAGUUGACCUCAGACCUUGAGUCACAAGUGCUCGAGGUGAUCGGACAGAGCCGACAUGCUCUCUCCUUUGCACGAUUCGCUCGUCGUUAUGGCAAGAGCUACCACUCCGCCAACGAGAUCCAGCACCGUUUCCGGAUUUUCUCCGAUAAUGUCAGACUCAUCAGAUCUACCAACAAGAGGCCUCUCACUUACACACUCGGCAUUAAUCAUUUUGCUGACUGGACAUGGGAAGAGUUUACAAGACACAGACUUGGCGCUGCUCAGAACUGCUCCGCUACAUUCAAAGGCAACCACAGACUCACAGAUGCUGUUAUUCCCGAAGAGAAAGACUGGAGAAAAGAAGGUAUAGUCAGCGAAGUUAAAGAUCAAGGUCACUGUGGAUCUUGCUGGACAUUCAGCACAACUGGUUCUUUGGAGGCAGCAUACGCACAGGCCUUUGGGAAAAAUAUCAGUCUCUCUGAGCAGCAGCUAGUAGACUGUGCCGGUCCUUUCAACAACUUUGGCUGUCAUGGUGGGUUACCAUCCCAAGCAUUUGAAUACAUUAAGUACAAUGGUGGCCUUGACACUGAGGAAGCAUAUCCCUACACCGGAGAAGAUGGUGUCUGCAAAUUUACAGCUGAAAACGUUGCUGUUCGAGUCAUUGACUCUGUUAAUAUCACUUUGGGUGCUGAGCAUGAAUUGAAACAUGCAGUUGCUUUUGUUCGGCCAGUUAGUGUGGCAUUUGAGGUGGUGGACGACUUCCGAUUCUACAAAACAGGAGUUUACACUAGCAACACUUGUGGCAGCAAUCCCAUGGAUGUAAACCAUGCCGUUCUUGCUGUUGGGUAUGGAGUUGAAGAUGGUGUUCCAUAUUGGAUCAUUAAAAAUUCGUGGGGAAGCAACUGGGGUGACAAUGGCUACUUCAAAAUGGAGUUUGGAAAGAAUAUGUGCGGUGUUGCAACCUGUGCAUCGUAUCCUGUUGUGGCUUAA
This is a messenger RNA of Sphenostylis stenocarpa, 1170 nucleotides long. The record is from the annotation of a GenBank genome assembly. NCBI's taxonomy places the organism in Eukaryota, Viridiplantae, Streptophyta, Magnoliopsida, Fabales, Fabaceae.